Tarenaya hassleriana is the source of this 2583-nucleotide messenger RNA. RefSeq names its product serine/threonine-protein kinase dst1. The record is from RefSeq and is a predicted model, not a curated record. Gene Ontology annotation, molecular function: protein kinase activity; ATP binding. Gene Ontology annotation, biological process: intracellular signal transduction; protein phosphorylation; regulation of MAPK cascade. The transcript has 18 exons. The coding region runs from base 1 to 2463 and encodes 820 amino acids. Lineage: Eukaryota; Viridiplantae; Streptophyta; Magnoliopsida; Brassicales; Cleomaceae.
AUGGAUCAUAACUCGCCCCGACGUCGGUGGAGCCGGAAACCGGAGCCAAAGCCGGAUAUUUACUCCACCGUCAUAGUUCACCCCGAUUCCGAUUCCGAUUCCGAUCAAGGACGAUGUGAAGACAAGGAAGAAGAUGCUGACCUUUACGCUACAAUGGUCUACAAGGGAGAUGACGAAGGAGCUGGGGAUGACGGCGAAGAACACGAUCACACUUCGCUUCCUCCCUUGUUGAUGAAUCUCCCCAAGGAUUUCGGCGGUGGAGCCUCGUUCGACUAUGACGACGGCGACGGCGACGGCGACUGCGACUUCGGCACGAUGAUUUUCAAAACUGAUCGGAGUAACCGUGGCCGGAAUGCUCGGAACUCUUCAAGUCCGCGGAUGGCGGGUAGUCCCAGAUGGUGGCCGAGGCGGGGGGAAGACGUCGAUGACGCUUACUCCGAUAAGGAUGACGAUGCGGAGGAGUACGGUACGUUCGUUGUGAGAUCGAAGGCGAAGAAAGGGGAGGAGAGGGAGAGGGAGAUGUCAACCAUGGAAAGGGCGGUGGCUAGUAUGCAGAAGUCAGGGGAGUUAGGCUUUGGUGGGAAGAACAGAAAGUUCGAGUCUUCUCAAGAGAAUCGGCGGAUGCAGCAGCAGAACAGUAAAAUCUCCACAACCUCCAUUCCAGAGAGCAUUACCAAGGAAGAUCCAACAACCAAGUACGAAUUGCUCCAUGAACUCGGAAAAGGGUCAUAUGGAGCUGUUUACAAGGCAAGAGACUUGAAAACAUCGGAGCUUGUUGCUGUUAAAGUCAUAUCAUUGACUGAAGGGGAGGAGGGAUAUGAAGAGAUCCGUGGAGAAAUUGAGAUGUUGCAGCAAUGCAAUCAUCCAAAUGUUGUUCGCUAUCUUGGGAGCUACCAAGGAGAGGAUUAUCUUUGGAUAGUGAUGGAGUAUUGUGGGGGUGGAAGUGUUGCAGAUUUGAUGAAUGUAACCGAGGAGCCAUUGGAUGAGAAUCAAAUCGCAUAUAUUUGUCGGGAGGCAUUGAAGGGCCUUGCGUACUUGCACUCAAUUUUCAAGGUCCACAGAGACAUCAAGGGUGGAAAUAUCUUGUUGACUGAACAAGGAGAGGUCAAACUGGGAGACUUUGGAGUUGCAGCUCAACUUACAAGGACUAUGUCAAAGCGUAAUACCUUCAUCGGCACUCCGCAUUGGAUGGCUCCAGAGGUUAUUCAGGAAAGUCGGUAUGAUGGGAAGGUUGAUGUAUGGGCUCUUGGCGUUUCAGCUAUUGAAAUGGCAGAGGGGCUUCCUCCAAGAUCGACAGUGCACCCAAUGAGGGUUUUAUUCAUGAUAUCCAUCGAGCCAGCUCCAAUGCUUGAAGAUAAAGAAAACUGGUCUUUGGUAUUUCAUGAUUUUGUUGCAAAAUGCCUCACAAAAGAACCACGUCUUCGCCCAACUGCAGCCGAAAUUCUUAAGCAUAAAUUUAUCGAGAAAUGCAAAACUGGAUCUUCUGCAAUGUCGCCAAAGAUUGAGAAGGCCAGACAAGUACGAGCUUCGAUGGUUCUGCAAGCCCAAAAUGCUGUGCCUUCUUCAGAAGAUACUUCAACACUGGAUCCACAAUCGACUGAGGAUGUCAGAAUUACUGUUCCAUCUGAUAAACCACCUAGUACUAAAUAUCAAAAUUCCGAUGAGGCACCUCCAACCAGCACUGUCAAGCAGCAAGAUAUAUAUGGUACCACUGUGUUUAAGGGAGAAGCUGUUGAAUUCGGUACUAUGAUUGUCCAUGGUGAGGAUGAGGCAGAGGAGAGUUACACCAAAACACAACUUACCUGUGAGAAAGAACCUUCAUCUGCUCAGGUGGCUAGCUCUUCUGUCGGUAUUUUGGGAGAUGUCUCAGCUGACUCCUGGAUCCACUACAACAGAGGCCCUUCUGCCAAUGAUGUUCGAGUUGAAGAAUCAACUUCACAGAGCCUGCGAGCAUCAUCAUCUUCGGUCUCUAUCUCAAGGGAGGAUAAAACCAAGCUGAACAGCCUAUCUGGAACACAAACCGAAGGUGGCAGAGAUGCAGGUGUUGGCAGGAAAGCAUUUGCUUUGCAAGAUAAGUUAUGGUCCAUAUAUGCAGCUGGCAACACAGUACCGAUUCCAUUCUUGAGAGCAACAGACAUAUCUCCAAUUGCCCUCUUGUCCGAAGACAUGAUUGGAGGCAUGCAACGGGACAGAAACCGAACAGUAGGCGUCGAAGCUCUUCAGGAGCUUUUCUCUCCUGAUCCGCAGUUGAAGAAAGGGCGUCGGGUUCAGAAUGAGAUGCCUCUUCCUCCGAGCGUGUACCAAAGACUGACCUCGAGCUCAACCCUGAUGAAUCUUGCUCAAGCUUUAGCAUACCACAGAACUUGUUAUGAGGAGAUGCCAUUGCAGGAGUUGCAAGCUUCACAAGAGCAGCAAACCAUUCAGAACCUCUGCGACACUCUUCGGACAAUCCUUCGCCUCUAGUUUGGUUCUCUUCACUUUCUUUGCUUUUUUGUUCGAAUGAUCAAAUUUUGUAUCUUUUUUUUUCUUGGGUUUAGAUGCUAAAGACAUUAACGAUAUCAAAAUUUUCAUUUCAACAACAAA